Messenger RNA from Clonostachys solani, 3378 nucleotides. The record is from the annotation of a GenBank genome assembly. NCBI's taxonomy places the organism in Eukaryota, Fungi, Ascomycota, Sordariomycetes, Hypocreales, Bionectriaceae.
AUGGAUUCGCCGCCACGCCCCGCCACCCGUGGCGAGUUUCGCAUCGCCAUCAUCUGUGCGCUCUCGCGGGAGGCUAAUGCUGUCCUGCUGCUGUUCGACGAAGAAUGGGAGGAGGAGGGUGAGAGCUAUGGCCGUGCUGGAGGCGAUUGGAACCACUACACCACCGGUCGUAUCGGACGGCACGCUGUUGUCUUGGCUCAUCUCCCAGGCAUGGGCACCCAGAAUGCAGCAGCCGCGGCGGCGAGCAUGAGGUCCAGCUUUCCCGGGUUGAAGAUGGCACUCCUCGUCGGAAUCUGUGGCGCAGUGCCCAGGAUCGGUCGUGACGAUGUGAUGCUGGGAGACGUGAUGAUCAGCAAUCGCAUUGUCCAGUACGACUAUGGCAAGCAAUAUCCGGGACACUUUGAAAUAAGGCCGUCACUCGCUGGACCGGAUGCGGACCUUUUAGGCCUUAUUUCUGCCCUAGAUACGGAUCAUGUAAGAGAUAGGCUUAAAAAAAAGGCGAGGAGCUAUCUGAGACAGCUGCAGCGCGAGGCAGAUUCGCCCGACUCGGAGACGGGACGGCGUCACCGUGCAAGCUACAUAUAUCCAGGCUUGGGGGAAGACAAGUUGUUCCGAGCAGACUACAUUCAUAAGCACGAUAGGGACUGCCAUGAAUGCCGCAAAGGUUUCUGCGAAAAAGCUUCGAAGGCCUCAUGCUCUAGGCUCGGGUGUGAUGGGUCGAAGCUAGUUUCAAGAAAGGUAGAUGGCAUAGACGGCCGAAGCUAUCAGUCAAAGAUAGAGAUAUUCAUCGGGCGAGUGGGCUCGGCAAACACUGUGAUGAAGUCUGGAAAGGAUAGGGAUCGAAUUGCUGCCACGCAUGACCUUAUUGCGUUUGAGAUGGAAGGUGCUGGUAUUUUGCACCAAGUCCCAUGCAUCGUGAUCAAGGGUGUUUGCGACUAUGCAGAUAGCCACAAGAAUAAGACGUGGCAGGACUUUGCCGCUGCUACAGCCGCGUCCGUGAUGAAAGCGGUUUUGCAGAGAUAUGAUUGCCAUGACAGGUUCACUACUCACAGCCGACCAGUGUCACCUAUGCUGACUAUCUGCAAUACCAUCCCGUAUACCCGGAAUCGCCAUGUUGUCAUACGCAAGGGAGUGGCAGAGAGAUUGGAAGCUCUUUUACCACAAACAUCUUCAUAUGCCGAGGCUGCGCUUUGGGGGUUAGGCGGAUCAGGAAAGACUCAAAUCGCCUUGGAGCACGCAUAUAAGACGUGGGAUUCUAAGAAUACUUUUGUAUUCUGGGUACAUGCAGAUACAGAAGCUACUCUGAUGCAGGAUUAUAAAAAUAUUGCGCGUAAACUCAGGUUGGGCGCGUCACUGAAGGGCGAGCAGCUUUUGGAGGCUGUGUGUGACAAGAUGGAGUCACUUCCUCGUUGGUCACUCAUUAUCGACAAUGCAGAUGACAUCGAUUUAUUCGGGUCAUCUGGGAGGACAUAUACGAGAAGGGACUGCUUGCGAAAAUAUAUCCCCAAGUCUGCCAGAGAGUCCGCCACAGUGGUCUGGACAAGCCGCGAUGAGAAGAUUGUCGGCACUUUGGUUGGGCCAGGAUGUGGCAUCGAAAUAGCCGGCAUGAACGAUUCCGAAGCGCGUGAACUAUUCAAACGUACGACGGAUACGAUGAUAACUGAUGGAGAUACACAAGCCAACGCUGAAACUCUGAAGCUAUUCAAUGACCUAGAAUGGCUAGCGUUGCCCAUAAGUCAGGCUGGAACCUUUAUGAGGCGAACUUCAAUGCCAGUGGGCGAGUAUUUGGCUCGUCUCUCAGACGACAACCGUCGUUGGGAGCUUCUCCAGUCAAGUGAGGCGGUAUCAGACCAAAGUCACAGUAGACCCGGUGUGCCUAAUAGUGUCCCGGGCACAUGGCGCAUCUCCAUCGAGCGGAUCCGACAGGAGAACGAGCUGGCUUAUCAUAUAUUGCACGUUCUGUCUUAUCUAGAUAACAAGAACGUUUCGCAUGUUAUUAUGGAAGAAGCAGCAAAAUAUCACGGCAAAAAUGCUCCUCGUGACCGCACAUCCCAGGCAUCCUACCCAAGACCGCAGUUUGUGAUAGACGACGAUGAUCCUGGCUCACGAAAUUUAGAUGUCAUAGAAGCUAUAGCUAAGCUUAGGGAUUACUCCUUUGUUCGCGUGGAGGCAAGGAAAGGCAAGAUGAUGACUUAUGAGAUACACAAGCUCGUUCAAGAUGCUGCUCGAUAUGGAUUACACAUGCAAUCACGAGCAGGCUCCCAAAACAGCACCAGGCAACACAGGGGCCAGCAGGAAGCCAGCAAGGAGGCCUAUUUUUCAGGAAUCGCCCUCGAAGUCAUAUACAACCUCUAUCCACGGAGAGAAUAUAAUGCGUGGGAUCAGGCAGAGAAGUAUCUUGCCCACGCUAUGAAGAUAAUCCAAUGGGCAGAUCUCUGCAGGAUGCCAAACCGCACAGCAUCACUUAUAGAUCGGGUCCGACAAUUCAUAUCAGGCCGAGCUCUCUACUCAGAAACCGUGGUGCUAAGGUUGGCAAAAAAGACACUUGAGCUUCGACAAAAGGCACUCCAUUACCAACACCGAGAUGUUCUCGGCAGCAUGUACGAUGUUGCAAGAGCGCAUUACGAUCUUGGAAAUUAUGAUAAUGCUGAAGACCUCGCGGACGAGCUGUACCCAUUAGACAAGGAAGAGUUUGGUGGAAUGUCCCCCAAAACAACGCAAACCCUGAUAUUGAAAGCAGAGGCAGCGUUUAAGAACGGGCGUCGGAAGGAGGCAGAAAAAGUAUUGUCUCGGGUAACAGACCGUUACAGUCGCGCAGGCAAAUACGACAACACAUUCGCCCAAGCCAUGUAUUCUCGCGCAUGGAUGCACGAACGUCAAGGAGAUAAAGAUAGAGCUCUACACCUAGCGCUCUCUGCGAAAGAGGUUCUGCAGCAGCAUGGGUCCAGUGAAUAUUACAUUUGGUCUAUGCAGCUUGUGGCGGAGAUAUACAUAUAUCGUAUGAACUAUGCUGGCGCUAUUUCAACACUCCGGCCCGCACUGAGAGAUUCCCAACAGGUAUUCGGGACAGCUAAAACAACGCUUGAUAUAAUGUUCUUAUUGGCCUUUUCACACUUCUAUAUGGCCGAAUAUGACAAGGCGGAGCCCGUGGCGAGGAGAGCAGUGAAUGAAGCAAAGAACAUGUUCGGAGCAGGUGACUCCCAAACUCUCCAAGCUCGGAUUCUGUUGGAGAAGAUACGAAUAGCAAUCAGAGAUUGUGAAUACGAGAGCAUCCCUCUGAAUAGGGCAUCCAUCAGCCACGCUUUGAAUGAAAAGUUGCCGAUCAUGGAUCACAUAUCAAAUUGGAGGGCUCGACUUUCCGCAAGACUCUUUUUCUGA